UUAUGUGAUUUCGUCUUUUCGACACGGGUAGAGUUUUUGAUUCAAGAAUUAGUAUUACUUUCGUCAUGACGUUAUGCAAUAUAUGUUCGAUUAGCUGUGCAUUAUCAACCGUCCCCCAAUUCUCCAUGACGUAUGUUCUUAUCUCAAAUUGCUCCACGCAUAUCACAGGUCCAAAAGCACUCUCGACCCCAUGAAAAAAUAAUCUAAGGGAAGACUUAAUCCUCUCGGUAUCAAAGCAUUGGAAGCAAUUAAGAAAAAAAAAACAAGGACAUGUGUAUGAGAGUAUAAGAGAUCAAUUAUUCAUUUUGAAGUAUAUAAGUUUGUAUAUUCUGAUUGAAUUGGAGAAUGCUACGUAUCAGACUAUAAGGAGGUCGCUUUAGUACGGAUGUAGAGCACCGAUAUGUGAAGAUCCUUUUCCUAUAAUAUUUCGAACGGCAGCUGCCGUUAUAUAGAAGGGGCAACCCGGCCCAGGCAUUUCCACUCGUCCCGCUCCCUGCUAAGAGUUGCGCCAUUUUUAUCUGCCUCGGGCGCACAGAGCCUGGAGCUUAGCUCUGAGCCAAAACUGCCUAACUACUCCGGGGCCAUGUGCCAAGGAAGAAGAUGUUUAUACUUCAUCAGUAAUACGACAAAGGCUUUCUGUUCUGCUAGGAGAAACCACUCCAAGGACUUUCACUAUUUGAUGGCAUGUGAUGCAGCCAAGAUAACAAAGACAGAUCAAAUGAAGUUGAUAAAUAUCAUUUCUCUUUGAAGGACCAUCAUACAUAGGAAAUAAUCAAGGCAAAACAAACACCGAAACUGUUACAGUCAUUUCAUGUUAACAGAAAACCACUUUGUUCAAGGAUAUACUUGCCACCGUUCUAAAUGGUUCUCAAGUCUCUGACCAGGCCAAAGUUUUCUUCAGUUCUGAUGACCAAAGAAGAAACCAACGAGCUAAUACCUGGUUUGCCGGAAGACAUGGCAAAGAUAUGCCUCGCGCUCGUCCCUCAGAAACACUUCCCAGCCAUGGGUGCAGUGUCAAGGAGGUGGAUGUUGUUUGUCGGGAGCAGGGAGUUCAGUGCUGUCAGGAAGGAGGUUGGCAAGAUUGAAGAAUUGAUUUAUGUCCUGGUAGCUGAACCGGGAGGGAAGGGGUCACGUUGGGAGGUCUUAGGAUAUCAGAAUAAUAGGGUCCUUCCUCCUAUGCCUGGAGUGACGAAAGCUGGGUUUGGAGUGGUUGUUCUUGAUGGAAAGUUGUUUGUCAUUGCUGGUUAUGACGUGGACCAUGGGAAGGAGCGUGUUUCUGAUGCGGUGUACCAGUAUGAUGCUCGUCUGAACAGAUGGGGUGCAAUUGCCAGCAUGAAUGUUGCGCGUCGGGACUUCGCCUGUGCAGUGCUGGAAGGUGUAAUAUACGUUGCUGGUGGAUUUGGCUCGGACAGCAAUAGUUUAUCUACUGUUGAAGCAUAUGAUUCACAACAAAACAGAUGGACACUGAUAGAUAACCUACGCAGGCCAAGGUGGGGCAGCUUCGCCUGUGGAUUAAACAGCAAGCUGUACAUAAUGGGCGGCCGUUCAAGCUACACGAUCGGCAACUCGCGUUUUGUCGAUGUCUACGAUCCUAGCUGUUGUUCGUGGGAUGAGGUCAAGAGAGGAUGUGUGAUGGUCACCUCCCAUGCAGUCUGUGGAGACAGAUUGUUCUGCAUCGAAUGGAAGAGCCAGCGCUCGCUCUCGGUUUUCAGUCCCGCGGACAGUUCUUGGAAGAAGAUCACGGUGCCGCUUACGGGUAGUUCGAGCACCAAAUUUUGCCUUGGGGUACAUGAUGGGAAGCUGCUGCUGUUCUCACAGGAAGAAGAAGCUGGGUAUCAGACGAUGACGUAUGAUCCAGCUGCCUCCAUAGGUUCUGAAUGGGGUACGUCCAAGCUGAAGCCGUCAGGGUUGUGCUUUUGCAGUGUGACUAUUAAUGUUUGAUGCGUAAGAUGAGGCCUAGCUUGUAAUCUGUUCCUUGAACUGUUUUUUUUUGAGAGAAUAAGUUUGGAUGAACUAAUGCUGUUAAACUCUCUUCAAUGGACAAUAUCUGGCUUAAUGUGAAACUGAGUAAUUACCUA
Messenger RNA from Brachypodium distachyon (stiff brome), 2078 nucleotides. Its product is annotated as F-box/kelch-repeat protein At1g67480. The transcript is spliced from 3 exons. NCBI's taxonomy places the organism in Eukaryota, Viridiplantae, Streptophyta, Magnoliopsida, Poales, Poaceae. The record is from RefSeq and is a predicted model, not a curated record. Gene Ontology annotation, molecular function: protein binding. The coding region runs from base 862 to 1941 and encodes 359 amino acids.